Messenger RNA from Solea solea (common sole), 2948 nucleotides. It is a transcript of the gene hcar1-3, whose product is annotated as hydroxycarboxylic acid receptor 1-3. Gene Ontology annotation, biological process: G protein-coupled receptor signaling pathway. Gene Ontology annotation, molecular function: G protein-coupled receptor activity. The transcript has 4 exons. Gene Ontology annotation, cellular component: membrane. Lineage: Eukaryota; Metazoa; Chordata; Actinopteri; Pleuronectiformes; Soleidae. Bases 232 to 1305 code for a protein of 357 amino acids. The record is from RefSeq and is a predicted model, not a curated record.
AGAAAUAGAAACACGUUCACUUCUCAUCGUCACAUUCUUCACACGAACAGGAACAUAAAGACAGAGUCACACAACCUUCACUCAUUCAUACAACUGUCAGUGAACGGGUGAACGAGACGACUGAAAAAAACAGGAAGAAGAAAAAAGGAAGAAACUUUUGUCCUGAAACUUUUUUUCUUCCUCAUUUCCAUCAAACAACUGAGAUCAAACACUCGUCUUUUCUUUGAAAUCAUGUUCAAUAAUUCUACGACCACAGUCCCUGGUCCUGGUGCUGGUUCUGGUCCUGGAGGUUGUCCACCUGUAGGUAUUCAGCUGGAGGGCGUGAUCCUGCCGCCGGUUCUCACCAUCGACGUGGUGCUGGGGCUUCUGGGUAACGUGGUGGCUCUGUGGAUCUUCUGCUUCAAACUGAAGACCUGGAACCCCAACAACCUGUUCCUCUUCAACCUGCUCAUCGCUGACUUCUUUGCCCUGGUCAGCCUCCCUCUGAGGAUCGAUGCCUUGCUCAGGGGUCACUGGGUGUUUGGAGACGGUCUGUGUCGGAUCAACCUGUUCCUGAUGUUCUCAAAUCGCUCAGCCAGCAUCGCACUCAUGACAGUGGUGGCAGUUUACCGAUACUUUAAGGUCGUGUACCCUCACCACCGUGUGGCGCGGCUGCGGCGGCGUCAGGCCGUGUGCGUGCUGGCGCUGGUGUGGCUGCUGGUCGCCGCCCCUCGUCUGCCCAUGUUGGCCUUGAGUCACAUCAAAGGCAGCGGCAACAGAACCCAGUGCUUCUUCUUCACGUCAUACAAAGAGGCGUCGCGCGCCCUCAUCGUGCUGGUGGGCGUGCACCGCGUCCUCACGGUGCUGGAGUUUGUGGCGCCGCUGGUCAUGCUCACGUUCUGCUCCAUCAGGAUCUCCAGCUUCCUGAAGGUGCGACAGUUUGGAAAACCCGACAAAGUCCGCAAGGCGAUGCGAGUGUGCGCCGCCAUCGUGGCGGUGUUCCUGAUCUGCUUCCUGCCCACCACGGUGACCACCAUAGGGGUGUGGGUGGUCCGCUCGUACCGCCCCUGGGACUGCUCCGCCUUCUACACCUUCACCCAGCUCAACAUUGUCUCUCUGGGGCUGAACUUCCUGAACUCAGCUCUGGACCCCAUCAUCUACAUCUUCUCCAGCUCCAUGUUCCGUAAGGCUCUGUGCAGCUCGCUGCCCCGCCCCCUGCGCUGUGGUCAGGCCGCAGAAGACGCCGCCGCGUCCUCAUCCGGAACUCAGUCCACGACUCAACAGGAGCUGAAGUCUAUGCGAGCGAGCAGAGAUGAAGACAUGUGAGGACACACUGCUUUAAACGUGUGAGCGCCCCCUACAGCUGCAGCCAGGCUGGUGUCAUCAAACCUACGUCACAUGAUCAUGUCUUUAUCUCAUAUCUGUGUGUGUGUGUGUGUGUACAUAAACAUCUGUGGUCGAACAUGUUACAAAUGUUACAAUAGUGCAACUGUGUGAAUGUAAAUGUGCUUCACAGGUUCAUGAUUGACAGCUCUGUGCUGUUUCUUCCUUUCACUGGUUUUUUUUUAAACUUUAUUUUUCAUUCAAUAAAACAAGAACAAAACACAAAUACAGGGGGAAGACACUACUAUCUUGUAUAAAGACGCCAUUUUGUCCAUCUUGCAGUACAUAACUCUGAUUUCAUCCAUAGGCUGUAGGUCAUUUGUUCCAUUGAUCGAAUUUCUUCAACAAUAUCAAGCCAGUGGCUCAGUCCAGGUGGUUCAGUUUUCAGCCAACUUCUUGUAAUGGCUUUCUUAGCAGCAAGGGAUAGGAUCUUGAACAGAUACACAUCGUUUAUAGCUAUUACCCCAUCUGGUAUCAGUCCCAGGUACAUAUAUCUGGGGUCAUCAGGAAUAUUAUAUCCAAAAAUUUCCCCCACAAUCCUCAGAACCCCGUUCCAAAAUGUUCGUAUUUUCAUACAGGACCAGAAUAUAUGAGAGUGACUGGUAUUUAAUUGCCCACAUUGUCUCCAACAGAAUUGUUGUUGACCCAUUUGUUUAUGUUUAAUUUGUGGUGUAAUAAAAAAACGUGUUAAAUUUUUCCAACCAAACUCCCUCCAUCUCUUAGAACUUGUGUUGGGUCUUGUAAAUGGACUGCCAAUCACUCUCAGACAACUCAAUGUUAAACUCUUUUUCCCAUUUCUCUUUUAUAUACAAUGUAUUCCUUCCUUGUUAUUUCAUUAAACCUCUAUACAGUUUAGAGACUAUUUUUGAUGGAGUUAGCUUAUACGCACCUGUCAACACGUCAAUCACAUCGUUCCCUUCCAAUGAGAGGUCUUUCUUCAUUUCUGUCUCAUAAAAGUGUCUCAAUUGAAGAAAUCUGUAAAAAUCUCUGUUGUCCAAUCAAACUCAUUUUUAAGUUGACCAAAUGAUUUAAAAUGUUGCUUAUCUAUGAGUGUACAUAUAGCUGUUAUUCCUUUGUCUCUCCACUUCUUAAAUGUUUUGUCUAUUACACCUGGUCUGAACCUGGUGUGAGAAGGCCAGACCAACAGUUUACAGUCACCUGUUCCUUUCACUGUUUUUAUACAGAAUUACAUUUUUUCAGAUUUCAUUUUCUUUAUUCAUCAGCAUCUUACACACACAUACUCACACGGAGCAGAAACGUUUAUGUAGAAAUGCUGACAUCUAGUGGUGAUAAAUAUCUUUGUUUGCCACUUUUAUUUAAACCUUUUGUCUGUUUGAUAAAUGUUUAAUUAUCUCUCUCUAACCAUGAUAUUCAAACUUAGGCAAAAACAUCAUUUGAAGUUUAUUUCACCUGAAUCAUGACAGAGUUAAUGUGCAGAAUGUUUUCAUCCACUCUCAUUUCAUUCUUCUUCCUUUUCCUCUCAUUUUUUCAGCCUUGAUGGACAUUUAUUAUUUAUUAAUAUGUCUGUUGUCAGUUACCUUAAACAAAUAUUCUUAAUUUGUGCUUUAAUCAAGACUUUUAUUCAC